Parascedosporium putredinis is the source of this 717-nucleotide messenger RNA. The record is from the annotation of a GenBank genome assembly. NCBI's taxonomy places the organism in Eukaryota, Fungi, Ascomycota, Sordariomycetes, Microascales, Microascaceae.
AUGGCCUCCCAACCCCACCGCGUGCACCUGCUAGCAAACAAGAAUGCCAUCAUCACCGGGGGCACCACGGGCAUAGGACGCGCCAUCGCCCUGUCCUUUCUCCGCCACGGCUGCAGCGUCACCGUCAACCACCUCGACCUUGACCGGGAUAAGCAACACCUCGACUCCCUCAUCGCCGAGGCAGACACCAUCCGUGCUGAAGACCCAGAGGCCGGCCGCCUAUCCCACCUACCUGGCGAUGUGCGCCAGGUCGAGACAGCCGCAAGCUUGGUAGAGCACGGAGUGCAGCACGGCGGCACGGGAGACUCGACAUCUGCCUGCCGCUCGUCACAUGGCCCGCCACCAAUCCCCGCCGGCGGUAGCAUCAUCGGCAUCUCCUCCAUUUCCGCCCUCGUCGGCGGCGCUCAGCAGACGCACUACACCCCUACAAAGGCCGGCGUUCUCAGUCUCAUGCAGAGCACCGCUUGCGCGCUGGGCAAGUACUCCAUCCGAUGCAACUCGCUGCUGCCCGGAACCAUCCGGACCCAGCUGAACGACGAAGACCUAGCCGUUGAUGCCAAGAGAGAGUACAUGGAGGGCAGGAUACCCCUUGGGAGGACCGGCGUCCCGGCGGAUCUGGCAGGGCCUGCAGUCUUCCUGGCGAGCGACGAGCUGAGCGGAUAUGUGACGGGAGCGCAGCUCCUCGUGGAUGGGGGCUUGUUCGUCAACCUUCAGUGA